This is a messenger RNA of Acanthaster planci (crown-of-thorns starfish), 2863 nucleotides long. Its product is annotated as ras association domain-containing protein 1-like. Gene Ontology annotation, biological process: signal transduction. NCBI's taxonomy places the organism in Eukaryota, Metazoa, Echinodermata, Asteroidea, Valvatida, Acanthasteridae. The record is from RefSeq and is a predicted model, not a curated record.
GUCGGUAAUAAACCGUAACGAUUUCCCCCGCAACAAAAUGCUCCGCUCCGCUGCAUUUGGGGGCAAAUAAUUCAUACAUGAAUAGAUUAUAUCCAAUUAUAGUCGUGAUAAUCUUGUGUUGCCUCUGUAGAACCAACUGGAAAUGCUAGUGACGCUGUUCAAAGUGUGCACAAACUUGCAUUAAAUAGGGAUUUUAAGUUGGUAUUUUAUACCUCGCGACGCUGGCUCCUCUAUCCAUCCAACAUGUUUUUUACGAGUGCGCAACGUUCAUUGUUCUGGCACAUUGUUUUUCACUAGUGACACUUUAACCAUUUCGUAUGGUUUCCACGUUUCAGGGCCACUAUCAAGCUAUUGUUUCUCAUGUUUUGUAAAUGUAUGUACGGGAACUGGUGGGUUGAUUGGGAAAUCACCGAGUAGUUUCCUGGAUUCAAAAUUCCCACGACCUCGAUCGGACCAUCGGACACGAGACCAUGAGGGCUGCAGAUAUUGACGGAACCGAGGAGGCUACGUCAUCCCUGAACUCUGCUGGCGGUCGGCGCCAUAGUCAUCCAGACACAACCACCAUCAAUUCCAACAACAGCAACACAGCCAACGAGCACAGUUCAAGCGGGUUGUUGGCGUCCCUGUGGACGAAAAUGUCCGAGUAUGUGGAGCUUCGGACGUUGGAGUCACAUCCUAGUGUCUCCUCGACCGACUCGGGCAGGUUCUCCGGGUCGGAGCUGUUCGACUCGGGGGAGUCCGUCAAUGGCUCGGCAGUUGACAGGCAAUCUGUGCAUUCAGCCGAGCGACCAGUCCAACAGCGAAAUGGCCACCCGAAAGAACACAGUCAGCGGAACAGUAUCUGGAAUUAUUUCUUUGGUGGUGGUGGAAGUAGCUCGGAUUCCAAACAGUCAAGCAGUGCAUCGAAAUCUAAACCUCCAUCAAGGAAGAACUCGUCGUCUUCACAGGAUGCAGGACACCGUCCAAGGAGUGCAUCUUACUCAUCUCCACCCCCACCUCCUCCAUCCUCAACUAAUUUCACAAGAGUCAAAGAGAGCAUUCCCACCGCUGCAGAGACUGAGUUUGCUGCCAAUGGCACCAACACGUGGCUGGAGUGGAACCCCCUGGAUGAGGAUGAUUCAGACAGUUCGGAUUCAUCAUCAUUAGUUGCAUCGGAGGAGGAGCAGUUGCACCAGGGGACGGGAGAGGGGCAUGACUUUGUUCCUGUAUAUUUAAACUUCACAUGGUGUGAUCAAUGUGGUGGGGUCAUAUGGGGCUUUCGUCAGUGCCUACGCUGUACAUACUGCAAGUAUACAUGUCACUACAAGUGCCUGAAUGAGGUGAGACUUGAUUGCACUGAGUCACCUGUCUUCAAGGAAGCUCAGUCAGAAUCACCACAGCACACCAUUGUUGCCAUUGAGAAUGGUGUUGAGGACACUAGUUCACUGACUGGGUUAUCCAGAGAGGAACUCAUGUGGAGAAUUGAAGAGUUCAACAGGAAGGCAGAUAUGUACCCGAUCAAACUGGAGAGUGACAGCUUAAUAUUUGUGGGUAGCAUCCGAAUAUAUAUGAACCUCUCUCGACCGAUCAGCAUUCCCAGUGGUUCUCCACUCCCCAAGGCGUGCAGUACGCUGCGCCCCUAUGACCACAGCGUGGACCACAGCAAGAGACGGACGUCCUUCUUUCUUCCCAAAAAUACCUAUGAGGAUAUUCAGAUAGCGAGUGAGUCCACCGCCAUUCAGGUCAUCCAAGGCGUUCUGAGUCACAUUGAAGUCAUAGACAACUGCCGCAAGUUUGCUCUCUUUGAGCGCUCAGAUGAAAAUGGUGAAGUGUUGAUGAGGAAACUAGCUGAUGAGGAAAAGCCUUUGUUGCUUCGAUUGUUGUGGGGCGGGGAUAGCACAACAAAGCGAUAUGAGUUACGAGAGAAUGAAACAGGGCAGAUUGAGUGGGAGGCAUUCACGGUGCCUGAGCUGCAAAACUUCCUACGUAUUUUGGACAAGGAAGAGCAAGAUCACAUUCAGCAAGUGCAGAACAAGUACGUGGUCUAUGAGAAACGCCUUCGGGAUGCCUUGAAUUAUAUUGAUUAGGACUUGUGGACACAAAAGUCUUUUUCAAUGCAAAAGUUUGCUUUAGUUUGUGUGUUUGGUAUUUAUGUUCAUUGCUCUGAGGCAACAGAUUAAGUUCAAAAGGGAUACGUGUACAUGCAGAGAAUUAUUGUUGGGGCCAAAUGGUAAAAUGGCCUGAGUUGUAUGGAAACAUAGUAACAUUUCCAUAACCCUACUCCUCUCAGACGUUGGUGUGAAAUUGGGGAAAAGGGGGCAAACUUGGACCAAUUUGGGAUGGGUGAGAAGAUAUGCAAAUUUUGAAUUUUUGAACAGCUCAGAAUGGAGAGCAAACAGUGCAAAAACUGCGAGUAAACUGUGUUGAUUUCAGGUUAGUGCACGUAACAUGCAAAACGUAAGAUGAACAUCACAAGCUUUGCAAUGUGGUGUCCAGAUCUCCCUCCCCCCCAACCACAUGGAUUUUUGCAGGAGUUUUCCCAGCGUUUCGGAAGGCACAUGUAGAGCACAGCCACCACCACGUGUACUUUACAUGGAACUAAACUUUGGAAGUUUAAUACAAGGACUGCACCAUUGGGUUGUUGCACAGUAGGGGAUAUGGGAGGAGUUUGGAAAGUCCCUAGCCAAUGUACACUAAGGGAGUUAGGUUGAAGUAUGGAAUUGUCUCUUGCAUGCUUAUUAGGUAGUCAUUUAUAUUGUAACAUUAGUAUCAUUACCGUGCUUGUGUGCCUUGGUAAAAGAGCAGUAUGCAGAACAUUUCAUGCCCAAUAGCUGUUUAUGCUUAGAAAGUAAUUGUAAUGAUCCAGUUUCAAUUAUUCUUGAGC